AUAUUGAAUUGUUAGUUUCGUCGUUGUUGCAAUUGAGCGAUUAGCAGGUCCUCCAGAUUCAUCCCUUAUCUCUACACACAAAGCGCAAUAUGUCACCCUCUACGCUGGCCGAUGCCUUUUCCAAGGACUCAUCCGCGACUGCCAUCAUCGUGCCUGGCAGUCCUGCGCUGCAUGUCUCCUACCAGAAGCUCACUGCCGAUGUGAAGGCAUUCCAGCAGCAGUUGGCGAAUGUCGGUGUUUCGGCGCAAGCAGCUGUCUCCAUCGCCCUUCCCAACACAUACGAAUUCAUCGUCUCCUUUAUUGCCGCAUCAUGGCAGCGAGCGAUUGCGGCGCCUCUGAACCCGGCAUACAAGCAGUCCGAAUUCGAAUUCUACAUCGACGAUCUCAGCUCCGCCAUCGCACUCGUACCCAAGGGUGCUUUCGCACAGGACGCAGCAGCGGUGAGAGCAGCGCGGAAGUACAAUGCGGCCAUCGCCGAGUGCUACUACAACGGCAGCGAGGUUGUGCUAGAUGUCAAGGAGACCGGCAAACUGGCUGGCAAGAAAGCUCAACUCGAAGUUGCGCAGCCAGACGAUGUCGCGCUGGUACUUCAUACAUCAGGCACUACAGGGCGUCCCAAAGCUGUUCCUCUGACGCACCGCAACCUGCUGCGCACCAUGAAGAACAUCCAAGGAACCUAUGAGCUAACGCCCAAGGAUCGCACCAUGCUGGUCAUGCCACUUUUCCACGUGCAUGGCUUGCUGGCUGGCUUCCUUGCACCCUUGGCUUCUGGUGGCUCAGUUGUUGUGCCACUGAAGUUCUCUGCAACUGUUUUUUGGAAAGACUUUGCAGAGCACAAGGCGAACUGGUACACCGCUGUUCCUACGAUUCAUCAGAUCCUGCUCAAGAACCCCAUCCCGAGCCCAAAGCCAGAGAUCCGCUUCAUUCGAUCAUGCUCAUCUCCCCUCUCCCCGAAGACCUUCCAUGAGCUGGAGAAGGCUCUUGGCGCGCCUGUACUGGAGGCCUAUGCGAUGACUGAGGCUGCCCACCAGAUGACCAGCAACCCUCUGCCGCCGGGCCAGCGUAAGCCCGGUAGCGUGGGGCUAGGCCAAGGCGUCGAGGUCAAGAUCCUCAACGAUGCCGGCGACGAAGUACCGCAAGGCAAAGAGGCAGAGAUCUGCAUCCGUGGGGAGAAUGUUACUAAGGGUUACCUAAACAACCCCAGCGCCAACGCCUCUUCCUUCACCAAGGGCGGCUUCUUCCGCACUGGCGACCAAGGCUUGAUGGAUGCCGAUGGCUACGUGAUCAUCACCGGCAGGAUCAAGGAGUUGAUUAACAAGGGCGGAGAAAAGAUCAGUCCCAUUGAGCUCGACAAUGUCAUUGCGCAACACCCAGCUGUGUCUGAAGCAGUUAGCUUCGCGAUUGAGGAUGAGAUGUACGGACAGGAUGUCGGUCUUGCGAUCGUCCUCAAGGAUGGCCAGACGCUCAACGAGGGAGAGCUCAGGGCAUGGAUGUCAGAGCGUCUCUCCAAAUUCAAGCUUGCAAAGAAGGUUUUCUUCACCGAUAUCAUGCCCAAGACAGCCACCGGCAAGAUUCAAAGACGCCUCGUCGCCGAGGCCAUGCUCAAGAAAGAGAAGCCGCAAGCCAAGCUAUAG
Parastagonospora nodorum SN15 is the source of this 1634-nucleotide messenger RNA. RefSeq lists its product as hypothetical. The record is from RefSeq and is a predicted model, not a curated record. Gene Ontology annotation, biological process: fatty acid metabolic process. Bases 90 to 1634 code for a protein of 514 amino acids. Lineage: Eukaryota; Fungi; Ascomycota; Dothideomycetes; Pleosporales; Phaeosphaeriaceae. Gene Ontology annotation, molecular function: medium-chain fatty acid-CoA ligase activity. The transcript has 4 exons.